AUGGCCGCAUUUAGCGGUGGGGAACGAUUCCCGCACUUGGAAGUGAGUUCAAUUGAAGAACUGCGAAAUAAUGCAGAAAAUACAAAUACCAAGAGAAGCACAAUCUUUUGGCUUGGCGUUUUUAAAUCAUGGGCAAAGGAGCGAGGUUUUUCUGAGGCCAUUGAAACGUACGAGGCGUUCGACUUAGACAAAAUUUUGGAGAAAUUUUACGGUGAAGUCAGGAACAAGGAUGGCGGUGAAUACGAACCAGACAGUCUCCGCGUUAUGAUAGCAGCCUUGGACUGUUAUUUGAAAGACUGUGGUUAUCAGAAGUCCAUAAUACGAGACCGGGAAUUUUGCAAAUCAAAAGAAGUUCUCGAGGGAAAGGCAAAGCGUCGACGACAGGAGCAUCACGGCAUGAAAGUUGAAGACUUCACAAUUGGCAAAGACAACGACGCACUCGAGUACGUUGAAUACAUCGAAUGUCCCACCAAAACAAGAAAUGGAGGCUUGUCAAAAAAGUCGAGAGAUUUCCUGCCCAAGAUGUAUGCUACAGGUGAUGAAAGAUGUCCUGUUGCUCUGUUCAAUGAGUACUUGUCUCGGCAACCAGCGGCACUCCAAAAUUCCGGCCCGUUUUACCUGUCGAUAAAGUACAACUCUCCAACAACAACACUUGGUACAAAUCUCAACCUAUGGGCACAAAUCGCAUCAACGAAAUGAUGAAAAGGAUUGUCCAGGGAACACAACUUGAGCAUCAACAACAAACGAAAUUGACAAACCACAGUGCUCGUAAGACGGUAGUCAACAAAUUGAAAAAGAACAACGUUGAGCGUUCCUCGAUCGUGAAAGUAACUGGUCACCGCAACUUGCAAUGGCUCAACGAUUAUGAUGGAGACGAACAAGAACAGCAGCAAAUGUCUUCCAGGAUAUCAUGGAGGAAUAAUCCACAACAACGUCACGAUGGGGCAUCCACUUGGCAAAAGUGGCAAUGCAACAACAGCAAGCCUUUCUUGCUGAUUUCCAACGGCAAGGUCAACUAA
This is a messenger RNA of Paramuricea clavata, 1019 nucleotides long. NCBI's taxonomy places the organism in Eukaryota, Metazoa, Cnidaria, Anthozoa, Malacalcyonacea, Plexauridae. The record is from the annotation of a GenBank genome assembly.